GAAGAGGAUGGGGACGAUCCUCGGGAAGCAGCGCUACAACGAGGAGCCGGUCGAGCUCAUGCGCGAGACCAAGUACUUCUCGCAGUGGACGCUCGCCGACGUCCGCGACCUCUACGCCCGCUUCCGCAAGACGUGGGGCUUUGCCAUCACCGAGAGCCAACUCGAGUCGCUCAUCUUGCUCAAGCAACCGGACGCGGUUUCGAUCAAGGAGAUCUUUGCCAUCCUCGACGCGACGCGCGACGGCAAGCAAGACGGGCGCAUCGACGGCCUCGAGUUCAUCGGCGGCCUCACGGUCAUCUGCCAAGACACGUUUGAGGAGAAGGCGCGGUUUGCCUUUGAAGUCUUUGACUUCAACCUCAACGGAUCGCUCUCGCCCAUCGAGCUCGCGCUUCUCAUGCGGUCGUGCUACGGUGGGAUCACGAUCCUCACGGGCGGCUGCCUCGCGUCCGUACCGCCGAUCCCCACGUUUGUCCAGGUCGCCCAACAAGCGUUUGGGCGGUUUGACCGGGACCACAGCGAUGCGCUCAACUACGAAGAGUUUAUUGCGUGGGCGCGCAGCAACCGCGAGUUCAUGCUCUACAUGGACGCCUUCCGGCUCAUUUCCGAGACGGCCAAGGAGCGCGUGCCCGAAGCCGAGUGGAUUCAAGAGGCCAGCGACGACGACUCGGACAUUGAGGUCGAAUGCUGCGCCCCGCCGCCGAGCCCGGCGCCGCCAACGAAACCCACUACGAGCGCCUCUCCGUUCCAGCUCGAGCCGUGGAUGGUCGAGCCACUCAACCCAAAGCCCGCGCCGCGCCGUCUCCCGCCCGUCAACAUCUCCCUCGAGUGGGUGUACGGCUACCGCGGGUACGACGCCCGCAACAACGUACGGUACACGUGCCACGGCGACAUUGUCUACUCGGUCUCUCGCCAUGCGAUCGUGUACAACGCUGUCCGGCACGAGCAACGCUACUACGAGGGGCACACGAAUGCAAUUCUGUCGCUCGCCGUGUGCGCCAACGGCGACAAGGUCGCGACCGGUGACGUCGGCCCCAACUGCGCGAUCCACGUCUGGUCGCCGCUCUCGCUCGACUGCCUCUCGAUCUUGUCACAGUUUCACGACGACGGCAUUGCGCUCCUCGCGUUUGCACAGCGCUACGACACGCAGCUCGUCUCGGUGGGACUGGACCCGAACCACCGCAUCGCCGUGUGGGACUGGCCGUCGAAGAGCGUCGUCGCGUCCGGCAUUGGGUCGACGCGCAAAGCGCUCGCGGUCGCGAUCCACGACAAUGGCCAAGAAGUGGUCGUGGCCGGCGACAAGUCGCUCGAGUUCUUCUCGGUCGACAACCGCAUUUUGAAAAAGGAGCGCGCCGCGCUUAGUACCAUGGGCAUCUGGCAAGGGUUUCUCUCGGUGGUUUACUACCAGUCGUAUGUGAUUGUGGGGACAAGUCUCGGGCAGCUGUACCAGUUCCAGAACCGCCGGCUCGUCCGGACGACGCAAGCCCACCCGAUCAAGGAGUCGGUCAACUGCCUGUACGUGGCGCGUGCGUCGCUCUUCUCGGGCGGGAAGGACGGGACGAUCCACCAAUGGGACUCGACGCUGCAGACGAUUGGCCACCCGAUGGAUCUGAGUACAUUACCGCUUGCGCUCUCGGACUUUCGCAUCACAAGCCUCUGCUACAACUACAACGACGAGACGAACCAAGGAACGCUGCUGGUGGGUACCCGCUCGUGCAAGAUUCUGCAAGUAAACGAGGUCUCGGGCGCAGUGACCCUCGUCACUGCGUUUCAUCAGCACGAAGCUGUCUCGGGCCUCGCGACGACGCCCAAGCGCGCCGAGUUUGCGUCCUGCGGUCUGGACCGCGUCGUGCGACGUUGGAGUCUUCGGAAGCGCGAGCCGCUCACGAGCAUGCCGUUGCUCAUGUAUGCACCCGGGCAGUGCCUUGCGUACGCCACGAGCGGCGACUGGCUGGCCAUGGGCUGCUCGGAUGGCACGAUUGUGCUCUUGGACCAUAAGUGCACCAAGAUGCUGUGCAACUUUCGACAUGCGCGGGCCGCCAUUGUCGCGAUCCAGUGGGCCAACAAUGACCAGCUACUCGCGGCGUCCGGCGCCAACGGUCUCAUUUACGUCUACCGCGUCGAACCAACAACGGCGGCGACAUUCCGCCUCUGCCAGCAGUGCCUCCUCAAGCCCCUCGCAAACGAAGCCGCGGUCCCCGGGACCUCGCUCGACUUUUCCGUCGACAAUCGAUACCUUCAGAGCCAGCACGGCAGUAGUCUCCGCUUCUGGGACCUCCUCUCGGCGACGCGCGUCUCGGUCGUUCAGCACGUGCGCGAUACGCUCUGGAGUUCGUUUCGCAGUCGCAUUGGCUACUCGGUGCAGAUGCUGCAUGCAAAUCAUGACGAGAUUUCGGCGGCGUGCGUCAACCGCCACCAGACACUUCUUGCGGCCGUCACCCGCAACGGCAGCAUCGCGCUUCGCGCCUAUCCCGCGCUGGACAACCUCGCCAAAGGCGUCUUGGGCCACAGCCCGCACGACCUCGCGUUUCUCGGGUUUGCGCGCAACGACGGCCUCCUCGUGUCGGCCACGACUGCCGACCACUGCAUUUGCCAGUGGAAGAUCACAAAGGAGGCGGCCGACGAACAGCCGCGCCCCAAGCACGUCGUGUCGGCGGCUGAAGACCCGUGCGCAGACGCCCACCUCUUGCAGUGGACGCCGCCAAGCGAGCGCAGCCGACCCAACCCCGCCAUGGCCACGCUCUUAACACCGUCGUACUAUACACCGAAUCCGCACCACAAGGCGGAAGCUCCGGACCUGGACCUCGAGCUCGCCUACGUGCACGGCAUGAAUUGGAGUAAUGGCCGGGCCAUGCUCGGGUGCACCGACACGGGUGCGAUCGUCUACUCGGCGGCGACACUUGGCGUCGUGUUUGAGCCAUCGACCCGCGUCCAGUCGCGCUACGUGUACCACAAGCAGCGCAUCACGAGUGUGGCUGUGCAUCCGCUCGGCAAGGUCGUUGCGACCGGGUCGUUUUCCCAGCUCGUCAUCUGGGACGCCUCGUCGAUGGAGACGCUCGGCGUGCACGCCGUGAGUGCGCCCGUGCUCUUCUUAGCGUUCAAUGGCGCUGACCUCCUUCUGGCUGUCAUUGCCGACCGGUACCACUCGGUGGCGGCAUUUCUCUGGAAAGAGAUGCACCAGAUUGACGUGGCCCAAAACACUCUUGAGCGAGUGAUGGACGGUGCGUUUACGCUCGACGGCGCGUCGUUCGUCACGUGUGGCGUCAACCACAUUCGGUUUUGGACUGUCGAAAACCGAUACCACUUGACGUCGCAGCAAGGCGUGUUUGGCCGCGUCGCAUUGCGUCAGACGCUUCUCUGCGUCGCGACGGCCGGCGGCAACCUCACAGUCACGGGCUGCGAAGACGGGUCGCUGAUUCUAUGGGAGCACACGCACGCCGUCUGCGUCGUGCAAGCCCACUCGGCGCCGGUCAAGGUCGCCUUGUUCCACACCGCUCUCAAAACGCUCGUGACGGCCGCCUCGGACGGAUCGCUCCUCGUGUGGCAAGUGCCAUCGAAAGCGUCCGAGUCGCUUAUCCAAGCGGCGCGUUGGUCAACGGCAGCGUCGGCGUCGAUUGUCGGUGUCACCGCGCAUGACGUCACGCUCGUCAUUGUCACGGACGAGAGCCUCCUUAUUGCGCUCUCUCCUUCGUGUCUCGAGUGGCUCAUCACACCCAUGAUCGCGCUGCCGUCGGACGCGCGGCGCAGCGCUGAGCCGAAUGUGCUCCUGGCGUGGCAUGGCCUCGCGGUUGGAGCGAUUCGGGGGCUCGUGUGCCAUCCGACGCAAGCCAUGAUUGUGACGGCGGGUGACGACAAGACGCUGCGUCUCUGGGACCUCCACACGCACUUGCAGCUGCGCGCGAUGGUGCUGGCCUCGGCACCGACGGCGUUGGCCUACUCCCCGAUGCCCAUGGCCGACGACAAGAUCCAUUUGGCGGUCGCCUUUGCGUCCGGUGCGCUGGCGGUGCUCGACGCGGCGACGCUGGUGUCGCUGACGACAGUGGCGCUAAGUCACCACGCGUGUCGCGACGUCGAGUACGCACCCUGCGCCUCUGUCUUGGCGGUCGCCUGCCACGACGCCAAGAUCUACUUGGUCGCGAUCAAGGACAAGUUGUCGUAUACGCUCUCGAAAGUGUGCGAGUCGACGAUGCCAGGCCGCAGCCCGAUUGCGCACGUCGACUUCAACUUGGACUCUACGAUUUUGCGUAGCAACACGCUGGACCUCGAGUGCGCGUUCUGGGACGUGGCCACCGGUGCGCUCCUCGAGCACUCGGUCGCGGCCCGUGAGACGCAUUGGCACAGCUGCACGUGCCCUAGCAACUGGGCUCUCAUCGGCGCGUCUCAGGGGAUUCCACUCUCGUGCUCGGACCGCGUCCAGUCGGAGAAGCCCGGCGGCGCGUUCUCGUCGCAGCUGCCGGUGGUGGCCGUCGGGGACAUGCAAGGCCGCUUGCAGCUGCUGUGGUAUCCGUGCGUCGAGCGCAGUGCAGCGAAGACGUACUAUGGCCACGCCUCGCCACUGCACACGAUUCGCUUCAGCGCAAGGAACGCGUUUCUCCUGAGCCUCGGCAGCUUUGAUCGGACGCUCUUUGUGUGGCGCACCGACUUUGCCGACGAGAUCAAGGAGCGCGCGUCGCUCACGGCGCCUGACGCGAGCGCCACGAAAGCGCACGCGGCGCUAGUCUCGGACGAGCGGCUCCUCAGCCACGCGUUUGACACCGCCAAGAAGGACGGCGGCGACGAGUUCCUCGCUGUCAAGCCCUGGCUGGGCGCGAUCCGCGAGCCAAGUGGGUGGACGGUGAAACCAGAUGACGGCGAUGCACCCAGCGGCAACCUCGACUUGGUGUUUGUGCACGGGUACCGCGGCUUUGAUACGCGCAACAACCUCCGCUUUGGCGCCGAUAGCUCGAGCUGCAUUUACCACACGGCGGCGCUCGGCGUUGUCUACAACAAGCAGACGCACCGGCAGAUCUUUCACUACGGCCACACCAACGACAUUCUCUGCCUCGCGGUGCACCCCGAGGGCCACUUGGUCGUGAGUGGCGAGGUCGGGAAGAGCCCCAAGUUGAUCUUGUGGGAUGCCAACAGCGGGUCGAGCCUCUGUACGAUGGCGGGGUUUCACCGACGCGGCGUCGCGCUCGUCGCGUUCAACGCGACGGGCGACCUCAUUGUGUCACAUGGCAUGGACGACGACCACAGCCUCGCUCUCUACUCGCUCCAGGGCAAGCUCGUCGCGUCCUGCUCGGCUUCGAAACAAAAAAUUCUCUGCCUCGAUGUGCUCGCCAGUGACGGAGUCAGCGUCGGCGAAAAGACUGUGCUCUUCUGGAGCUUGUCCCAGACUACGAUUUCCCUCAAGAAAGGUAGCUUUGGCAAAGGCGACAGCCGCGGCACGGUGCUCGCUUGCAUCUUUGUGCUCAACGACGCGGUGACGGGCCAAGCCGACGGAUCGCUCUACCGCUGGAAAGGCCGGGGCGUCAGCACCGUCCUCGCCCACGCCCACGAGGGCGCGAUCAACUGCCUCUUGCACGAUGUCAAGGCCAAGAACGUCGUGUCUGGCGGCCGCGACGGGGUCGUGCGGCUCUGGAGCUACAGCCUCGAGCCGCUCCUCUCGUUUGAUCUGCGCAAAGCGUCUUUGGCAUCCUCGUCCAUGAAGCCCCGGGAGAAGGAUCGGUCCUGGACUCUCAACGGCAGCGUUCGUAGUCUCAGUGUGGCGGACGGGAAGCUGCUACUGGGCACGCAAGGCUGCGAGAUCUGCGAAGUCGACUUGGCCGACAUUCGGGCCAAGAAGGACGCGGUCGUGACCAAGUUUAUCGAAGGCCACGCCGGCGGCGAACUCUGGGGCCUCGCACCGCACCCGGAGAAGCAGCAGUUUGUCACGGCGGGCGACGACGGCACGGUCCGGCUCUGGGACGGCCCCAACCGAACGCUCCUCGCCAAGCAGUCGAUGCCCAAGAAAUGGCGCGCGGUCGCCAUGUCACCCGAUGGCACCCACAUUGCCGUCGGCGCCAACGACGGCUCGGUGGUCGUGCUCAAGGAAGCUCUGGACGGCGACGUUGUCGCGGACCUGCGCGUGAGCCUCAAGGCCAUCUCGGUACUGCGGUACGCGCCGGACGGCAAGACGCUCGCGGUCGGUAGCCACGACCAGCGCAUCUACCUGUUCGCGGCGCCGGCGUACACCAAGCGUUGUGUGUGCAAAGGCCACAGCAGCUACAUCACAGCACUCGACUUUUCGUCGGAUGCCAACUACCUCCAGAGCAACUGCGGCGCAUACGACCUCCUCUUUUGGCAAGCCGACAAGGGCAAGCAGGUCACGAGUGCAAAUGCACUGCGCGACGUCAAGUGGGCCACGUGGACAUGCACUUUGGGCUGGCCCGUGCAAGGUAUUUGGCCCAAGGGCGCCGACGGCACCGACGUCAACGCCACGGCGCGCGCGUCAUCGCAAAGAGACCUCCUCACGGUCGACGACAAUGGCCACGUGAACUUGUUCCGGUACCCGUGCGUCGCGGCGCACGCGACCGCCAAGACGUACCUCGGGCACUCGUCGCACGUGACCAACUGCGCGUUUACCAAGGGCGACAUGUUUGCGAUCUCGACGGGCGGCCUCGACAAUGCCAUUUUCCAGUUCAAAUACGCCGACAAGUAAAUGCAAAAUACACACAGCUUUGGCUGACGCGAGGCCCGUUCGACGUCAUCUUCAAUGUGGCGAACCGCGCCGAAGUGGCACGACAUAUUUCAUUGAGUGUGCACCGCUUGUCGCGCCAAGAUUUGAACGCCUGUCUCGUGUCUCUGCACCAUGGACGACGUCGCCGACAAAGGACGUUCUGCCGCCCACUCGCCUGUACGCCGUCGCUACCGCGUCACGACGACGUCCCAUCCUCUUCCUACGUCGAAUCGACACCGCUCGUACCAAGGUACGAUGAUGGCGGCGCCAA
This is a messenger RNA of Saprolegnia diclina VS20, 6965 nucleotides long. RefSeq lists its product as hypothetical. Gene Ontology annotation, molecular function: calcium ion binding; microtubule binding. The transcript has 21 exons. NCBI's taxonomy places the organism in Eukaryota, Oomycota, Saprolegniomycetes, Saprolegniales, Saprolegniaceae. The coding region runs from base 8 to 6676 and encodes 2222 amino acids. The record is from RefSeq and is a predicted model, not a curated record.